This is a messenger RNA of Leptidea sinapis, 789 nucleotides long. Its product is annotated as venom allergen 5 2-like. Bases 88 to 720 code for a protein of 210 amino acids. Gene Ontology annotation, cellular component: extracellular region. NCBI's taxonomy places the organism in Eukaryota, Metazoa, Arthropoda, Insecta, Lepidoptera, Pieridae. The record is from RefSeq and is a predicted model, not a curated record. The transcript has 6 exons.
UAACACUAUAUAAGUAACGUAUAUUUUACGCCAUACGCAAAGCAAACCUCAGUCUCUAGUUUGCAUUGGUAGCAUUACAUUAUAACAAUGAAUUUCCGUGUUUUAAUUCUUCUAACUUUGUGCAGCCUUGUGAAAUGCCUCAAUGGAUUAUCUUGUGAACAAAUAAAAGCUUUUGUUGAUGGACAUAAUGAACGAAGACUGCAGCUCGCUAGGGGCGAAGUGCCAAACCAGCCAGCGGCUGCACUUAUGAAGUCAGUGGUUUGGGAUGCAGAAUUGGCUGCCAAAGCACAGAAAUGGGCUUCUAAUCAUAAAUUCUCUCAUAAUCCAAACAGAACCGUUGGAUCGAAGAGAUUUUUUACUGGAGAGAAUAUUUACUGGUCUGCUUCAACAGACAAGACCUUCAUACUAGAUCCUAACUCUGCAAUGGAAAGCUGGUUCAAUGAAUACAAGGACUACAAAUAUAGACCUCUGGAGAUAAGUGACUUUCAAUCCAAAAAGAUGAUUGGACAUUACACGCAGAUGGUGUGGUCUGACUCAGUAUACAUUGGAUGUGGUAUCUCUAAGAUCGAAAAAAAUGGAUUUCUAAAUUAUUAUGUUGUAUGCAAUUAUGGGCCGGCGGGCAACUAUUUAGGACAACCACCGUACGUCGAAGGAUAUCCCAGCAAGAAAGUAAUCUGCGGAACCAGCGACUGUAGCAGACCGUACGGAGAUUCAUGCUAAUAAUUUAUAAUCUGAUAAUUACUUAUGAAAUUCACGCUUGGUUUCAAAUAAAGGAUUGUUAAGAAUUAA